UUUUAACCCACUUUGUGUCUCGUAUAUGUGCUCAGGUGUGUGUGUGUUGAUGUGAGACGCGUGUAGCCGGGUAGACUCCAGAGGACGAGGCGUUUCUGUCACAUGAGGAGGAGGAGGAGGAGGAGGAGGAGAGAGGAGAGAGAGGAAGGCUAAAAGAAAAACUGAAAUAGGCUUUUUUUUGACAGCUAGCAUCUAAGCUAGCUUGUUCAGUGUGAGUGUGUCCCUCCGAGGAGAAGAAGCCGAGCUGAAGAAGUGGAAGCGCAGGGCCCAGCUGCUCCGACUCCCCUCCGGGACUGUGCUCCUCUCCUCCGCCAUGGAAUGACAUAUUUUUUGGGGGAAAGUUUCUGCCUCAACACGUCAACCAUCGCCCUUUUUUCUGGAUCUUUGAAGGAGAGUUACACCUUGACAGACAUGCUGAUGACGAGGAUGAUGAUGAAGAUGAUGAUGAUGAGCAGUGAUGCCCAGCAGCAGAGGUUCAGCUCAUGACUGGAGAGCAUGAAGCAGCCAGGGAAGUGACCUCGGUGGACACUACAGGCCGUGGGUGCUACACACCGGCACCAUGGCAUCCAAGGAGAGACUCUACGAGGUCUGGAUGCUCUACUACACUAAGAGGGAUCCUGACUACUUGAAGCUAUGGUUGGAGAUUUUCAUCAGCUCCUAUGAGCAAUGCCUAGAUGUGGACUUUGAAAAGCCACCUUCAAGGCCAGAGGAGGUUCCCCCAGUUUUGACCCUCCUCCCAGACAACAUACUGCAGGUUUUGCGCCACCAGCUGGUGCAGUGCGUCCAGAAAGCCUCCGAUGGCCUGGAGCCUGAACAACAAAACCUGGCUCUGCUGCUACUCAAGUUCCUGAUCAUCAUCUGCAGGAACCUGUCCAACGUGGAGGAGAUUGGCACUUGCUCUUACAUCAAUCUCAUCAUCAACAUGACAACACUCUACAUUCAGCAGCUCAAGAGCAAGACCAAAGAGAAGGAGAUGGUAGACCAGAGUCAGGCGGAGGAGUUUGUCCGUCAUGCGCUGGCAUUCUGCGAAAGCCUCUACGACCCUUACCGCAACUGGAGGCAUCGAACCUGCGGGGAGCAGCUGGGUACAGUCGAGAGGAGCAGACAGAAGUACAAGGCAGCUCCACUCACUGUUGAGUUUGUUCCCUUCUUUUACCAGUGCUUCCAGGAGAGCGAGCACCUGAAGGAGAGUCUGAAAUGCUGCCUGCUGCACUUGUUUGGAGCCGUAGUAGCCGGUGAUCAGAGGAACGCUCUGCUUGCCAUCUCUCCGGCCACCAUGGAGGUGUUAAUGCGGGUGCUGGCCGACUGCUCCAUGGGUAGCUGCUCCUCAGACGAGGGCGAGGACUGGGACAGUGAGGCCCCCGACCGAAAGGCUCUGCUGACUCUGGGCUGCCUGCGAGAGGUUGUACAGCGCCUCCUGGCCUCCAGCUCAGAUCAGCGGCAGGUGGAAAUCGCCUCAGUCCUGGAAAACUACUUCAAGCUGCUCAACUCAGACCCGGCAGCUGUGGUUGCUGCUCUACAGCAGCAGCAGCAGGCCAAGGGCAGAGUGCCAACACUGGGCCGGCACUGGGAGAGCCGAUUUGUGGCGCUGCAAGUGAACAUGCUAGACACUAUCAGGGACAUGUUCCUGUGUUCAGACAGGCCAGUUCUACAAGCCAUCUUCCUCAACAGUAACUGUUUUGAGCAUCUGACACGACUGCUGCAGAACAGCAAGCUGGUUAAUGCUAGGUGCACGGCAGCAGACAAGGACCAGAAAGAUAUUACCAACAACAGGUUACUGACAGCAGAGAGGGACACUCAGGUGUUUCAAGGGCGACUAGACUCCCUCGCUGUAGCAACCAUCAAAGCCCUGACGACAGUGAUGCACAAAUCACCAGCUGCAAAGGAGGUAUUCAAGGAGAGGAUUGGCUACAAUCACCUGUAUGAAGUGCUCAUCUCACUCGGCCAACCAUCCCGACACCUUCUGAAGGAGCUGAUGAAUAUGGCGGUGGAGGGUGAGCACACCUCCGUGGGGCUCCUGGGCAUAAGUAAUGUGGAGCCCUUACUACUGCUGGUCCAGUGGCUCCCGGAGCUGGACUUAUCUGAGCUGCAACUUUUUACGGCCGAUUGGCUCCGACGCCUCAGCUGCCUUAAUCGCCAGACCCGUGCCACCUGUGUCAAUGCCACCAUGGUCAUGCGAGCACUGGCCGCUCUGGAAAGCCAUCAACGACUACAUCGAGCUUGUGCUGAGAGCCUACUGGGCCUGGUGGGCUCACUGGGUUCCCAGUCCUUGAGUGCCAGGGAAUUGCUGGGGCUCCUGCGCCUCCUCAGACCCCCAGAGUCCAGCCAAGCACACCCCUAUGUAAGUCCUGCCCUGAGAGCCCUCCUGGCCAUGGUACGCAAGCAGGGCUUGGAGAGUGCCAUGCAAUACUUUGACCUGUCACCCAGCAUGGCAGGCAUCGCAGUACCAACUGUGCAACGCUGGCCAGGCUCUGCCUUCAGCUUCCUUGCCUGGUUGUCACUUGACCAGGACCAGUUGGGCCCACCCAGCAAAGACAAGAGGAAACAGCUCUACAGCUUCUUUACCCCGGGAGGGACGGGGUUCGAGGCCUUUAUUAGCGCAGCGGGCGUGCUGGUGGUGGCCGUAUGCACCAAGAAGGAGUAUGUCACGGUUAUGCUGCCAGACAACUGCUUCUGUGACUCUCUCUGGCACAGCAUCGGUGUGGUGCAUGUACCAGGAAAAAGGCCAUUUGGACAAAGUCUUGUCUACAUUUAUGUUGAUGGUCAGCAGAAACUGUCUGCCCCUCUGAAGUAUCCCGCCAUGACAGAGCCAUUCACGUCCUGUUGCAUUGGCUCAGCAGGCCACCGCACCACGACGCCCCCGCCCUCCCAGAUUCCAGAUCCUCCCUUCUCCUCUGCCACCACACCCACCACUCGCUCCUCGCUGGGCGGCAUCCUGUCGCCGCAGACCUGGGGGGGACUGCUCGGGGGAAAGCCUGAGUCUGUGACUAAGCUCAUCUCUGCAGGGACACAGGACAGCGAGUGGGGGAGCCCCACAUCCCUGCAGGGACAGUUGGGGAGCGUCAUGGUCUUCCAUGAACCCCUGCAGCCCAAUCAUAUAAAAGCCUUCUGUAGUUCUGGUCCAAACUGCAUCUCUCCAUUCAAAGUCCAGGAGUCAGAACUUGGUGACCUCUCAACCAAAUUGCUGCUACACUACUCACCCAAGGCUUGUAGAAACCCCAUCUGUUUGGAUCUGUCUCCAAACAUGCUUCAUGGACGCCUAACUGGCAACAAAGUUGUCAACUGGGAUAUCAAGGAUAUGAUCAACUGCGUGGGUGGCCUGCCAUUGCUCUUCCCCAUACUGGAGCAGUUGGCACUGGUGACGCCUGACCAACAUGGCAGUGAUCCUGCAGCUGGGUCCGAUUUCAUCACCCCUGAUGUGACCACGCCAGCUGAUGGAGACUGGGUCAUUCUCCCAUCCAACAGAGCUUCAGAGGCUCGUCUGGAGAAGAAUCUGGUGGCCACCUUCCUGUUGGUGCUGAAGCACUUCCUGCAGAGACACCCAAUCAACCAGGAGAAUCUGCUCCACUCGCAUGGUGUGGGUACAUUGGGAGCACUGCUUCAAAAGCUGCCGGUGGGUCACGUAGACGUCAGCGUGCUCGUCGCUAUGCAGCUGCUGAUAGAGCAGGUGACGUAUGAGAAGAACCAGGCUCUGCUGCUGCAGUUUCACACACAUCUACUGUUCAAUUUCAACAUCUGGAACAAAGGAGACUUCCCUCUACGCAUUGGUCACAUCCAGUACAUGUCCACUGUCAUCAAAGACAACAGGAAACUGUUUAGGAAAAAAUACGGAGUCCAGUUUUUGUUGGACACCAUACGCCUUUAUUACGGGAAGAACAGUAAUAAAGACAGUGACCUGAGUGAGGAUGACAUUCGUACCAUCAGGGCAUCUCUCUGUGGCCUCAUCAAGUACUACAUCAGCAAGGGCAUGUCGCAGGAGGAGAUGCAAAGCAUUCUGGGAUACAUUGCUGCCAUCGGAGAUGAGGACCAGCUGUGCAGCCUGCUGGAGUUGUUGCUGAGCCUUUUUCAGAGCAGUCCGGCCAGGGACCAAAUCUUCCUGCUGCUCUUUGAGCCUGGGGCGGCUGACUCCUGCUACGCUCUGCUGCUGAACAGCAAACACUCAGACCGACUACGAGAGCUGGUCUUCAAGCUGUUUGAGCGCAUGUUGCGCUGCGAUCGCGUCUAUGAGAAGAACAAGCAGCGCUUGAGGCUGAGAGAGGUGGGCUACGCCGGCCUGUCGCUGCUCUUCUCCGAGCUUCACAUCACUCCGACCCUGAUCCGCUGUCUCCUCAACCAGGUCCUCCACACAGAUAACAUGGUGAACUACAAGGACCUGAUGUCUCUGGUGCAGCUCACUCAUCGGGCCGGAUCCACCGUACGCCUCCUCGUCUGCAAGAGGGUUUACCAGCUGCUUCAGUCCCAACAGGAUGCUGCCAUCCAGAUUUCAAAGCAGCAAUGUUGGCAAGACACCCUCAUGCGGCUGUACCUGCGGGGUGAAGGGUCCUUGCCACUGCGGAGUGCUGACACCGUCAGCACCUGCAGCCUGGACCUCAGUCGGCACAGCGGCAGCAGCAUCAGCCGCCUGGAGCUGCCGUUGGAGAGGAGGACACGGGCAGGCAGCGCUAGCCGCCUGGACCGGCUGGAAGAUGACCGGCUUAGCAUAGGAGACACGCGUUCUGUGGACAGCCUGGAGAACGGUGACAUCAUAUCACUGCUGGACACGCCGUCUUCCUCUGCCUCCACUGAGCCACAACUCCACGUCAAGCCCUGGGUGGUGGGAAAGUCAGGCGGCCUGACGCUGGAUCUGUCCCACCUGCAGGGCUAUGAGGGCGCGGAGAGUGGCAGCCAAACACCGGGGAGCAUGCCCAGUACUCCGUCGCCAGUGGAGACUUCAAAGCCUUUCCCAGGAAGCUCUGUGGAUCGAGAGGCAUCUUCAUCCCUGACUGAAGACAGCUUCCUCUUCAGUGACAACAUCUCAUUGGGGGAAUCCUUCAACAAUGCUGAGCGGGCUGAGGAGGAACUGUGCAACAUGCUGCUGGAGAUAGUGCUGUGCGUGAUGUGGCGAGGUGUAGAGGGUUCCGAUGAUUCUGCGUGGCUGGAGCGUGGCCAGGUCUUCUCAGCUCUCACCAAACUGGGAACUGCCAAUGAGCUGCUGCUGCCUGUCGACCAAAUCAAACUCAGUCUCAUGGAGCGUAUGUUGGAAUGGGCAGUGAGUGAUAACCGCGAGGCAUCAGCUGCCACGUUGCCACAACACACGGAGAACGCAGUGCGGCUGCUCCACAUGGUACAAGACUUCCUGCAAGCAGAGGGCCUGGUCAAUCCUGCUCUGUGGACGGAGAAGGUGUUGGAAGAGACAGUGACACUGAUGGACAGCCUCAUGGUGUGGUACUCCGCUGGCACCCAGUGGUUUCAGCUCUCCCAAGUUGGACUGAGAUUGUUGCUGGGCUUCAUGGCCCAGGAAGACCCUGAGGUGAGUGCCCUGGCCACGGCGAAGCUCAAUGGCGUCCUGCAGACUAAGGAGGUGUCCAGCCAGGACGAGGCCUGCUACCUGCUGGGGAAGGUGGAGAGCAUCCUGCGACGCUCCAUCCAGGAGCAAACAGAUGACACCUACUCUUUCUUGGUUCCUCUGCUGCGAACGCUGCUUUCCAAAGUCCACCGGCUCCUCUACAUGGAGCUGCACCUCCCCCAGCUUCCUGACACCAACGGAAGCCCGUCCUUCUUUGAGGACUUCCAGCUGUACUGCAACUCACCUGAGUGGCGCGUCUACCUCGACAAAUAUAUUAUUCCGUACAUGAAGCAGUAUGAAAUAGAAACAUUCAGCCAGGGCCAUGAGACCAUGGCUCUGUACUGGAAGGAGAGCUACGAGGCCUUCAUGGUCAGCCUGCAUAAGAGGGAGAGGGAGAGGGGCGAGAGCAAGAUCCGCUUCCAGGAGCAAUUCGUGGAGCCCUUCUCACGCCGUAGCCGUCAGGAGAACCUCCGCUACAACAGCAUGCUGAAGCAGCAGCACAGCCAGUACAGCGCUAGCCUCAGGCAGUGGAAGGCAGCACGGCGGGGCCUGGUGUGCGAGAGAGGCCCCUGGGCUGAAAGGCAGCAGGAUGAGAUGCACUGGAGGGUGUCCAGUGCUGAGAACUUCUCCCGCAUGAGGUUGAAGCUGGUUCGCAGUUACAACUUUGACUCUCACCGAGAGGCCAGCGCUCUGAGAGACAACCUGGGUGUCCAACAUCAGCGUGUAAACCCAGAGUCUCUGCUGCUGGAGGCUGUGAAGCAGGUCAAAGUCAGCGACCUGGAAGAUGACAUCCUGGAGCUGCCGGAGGACGACCCUGCUGCUGCUAACAACCAGGCUGAAGCAGAGGAGGCAGGCCAGAAGGAGAAGCUGGUGCUGUGGGAGGACUGUGAGUUGGUGACAGUGGUGGACGUGGUGCCCGGCCGCCUGGAACUCACCACCCAGCACAUCUACUUCUACGACAACAGCCAAGAUAAGGAGAAAGAGGAAGGAGUGGGCCACGACUUCAAAUGGCCCCUCUCUCAGAUACGAGAGGUCCACCUGCGCCGAUUUAAUCUGCGUCGCUCUGCUCUCGAGAUCUUCCUCAUCGACCAGACAAACUACUUCCUCAACUUCAAGAAAGAGGUGAGGAACAAAGUCUACAGCCGCAUGUUGCUGCUGCGAUCGCUCAGUCUCUAUGGAACUCGCUCACCACAGGAGCUACUCAAAGCCUCUGGACUCACACAGAAAUGGGUGAAUCGGGAGAUUUCCAACUUUGACUACUUGAUGCAGCUCAACACUAUUGCAGGCAGAACGUACAACAACCUGGCUCAGUACCCAGUGUUUCCCUGGAUUCUAGCUGACUACACUUCAGAGGAGCUGGACCUGUGUGAUCCUCGGGUGUUCAGGGACCUGUCGAAGCCAGUGGCCGUGCUUAACGAACGCAACGCCAAGGCUGUUAGAGAGAAGUAUGAAAGUUUCGAGGACCCAACAGGCACCAUCGACAGGUUCCAUUAUGGCACCCACUACUCAAACGCAGCCGGGGUGAUGCACUACCUCAUCCGAGUGGAGCCCUUCACAUCAUUGCACAUCCAGCUGCAGAGUGGACGGUUUGACUGCGCAGACCGUCAGUUCCACUCCAUCCCAGCGACGUGGCAGACCCUGAUGGACAACCCCAAUGACGUCAAGGAGCUCAUCCCUGAGUUCUUCUACUUCCCAGAAUUCCUAGAGAACCAAAAUGGUUUUGAUCUGGGUCGCCUGCAGAUCUCCAAAGAACGGGUGAACCAUGUCAUCCUUCCCAAAUGGGCCAAGUCCCCCGAGGACUUCAUCUACAAGCACCGCAAAGCCCUGGAGUCAGAGUAUGUAUCAGCACACCUUCAUGAGUGGAUUGAUCUGAUCUUUGGCUUCAAGCAGAGGGGCCCUGCAGCGGUGGAGGCCCUCAAUGUCUUCUACUACUGCACAUAUGAGGGGGCCGUUGACCUGGACGCCAUCACGGAUGAAAAGGAGCGGAAGGCCGUGGAAGGCAUGAUCAGCAACUUUGGACAGACACCCUGCCAGUUGCUCAAGGAGCCUCACCCAGUGCGUCUGCUUCAAGAGGAAGUGGAGAAGAGGAAAGCUCAACUGGACUCGUCUCCUCUCAGCUUGUUCGAGCACCUCAGUGACCUCAAGUCCUUCUUUGUCGAGGGCAUCAGUGAUAAUGUGCCGAUGGUUAAGGCUGUGGUGCCAAAGAAUCAGUCUCAUUCCUUUAUCACCCAAGGGAGUCCUGACACUAUGGUGACGGUGAGUCAGAACUGCCUGGUUGGGACCCAUGGGUGGCUGCCUUACAACAAGAAUAUAUCCAACUACUUCACCUUCAUCAAGGACCCCACAGUGUCCAACACCAAGACGCAGCGUUUCCUGUCAGGACCCUUCGCCCCUAGCGUAGAGGUAACAACAGGGCUGUUUGUGGUCUCCCAUGAUGGCAAGUUGCUCUUCAGUGGUGGACAUUGGGACAACAGCCUCCGGGUGACUUCACUGGUCAAGGGCAAGACUGUGGGGCAGCACAUCCGCCACAUGGACAUUGUGACCUGCCUGUCAACAGACCACUGUGGUAUCCACCUGAUCUCCGGCUCCAAGGACACAACCUGCAUGGUGUGGCAGGUUCUCCAGCAGGGUGGAGCUCCUGUGGGUCUCUGCCCCAAACCAGUUCAGGUUCUGUACGGACACACAGAUGAGGUGGUCAGCGUCAGUAUCAGCACAGAGCUGGACAUGGCUGUGUCUGGAUCACGGGACGGGACAGUGAUCAUCCACACGGUGCGUCGUGGUCAGUACAUGCGUUGCUUACGACCGCCCUGUGAAAGCUCCCUGCCGCUCUCCAUCCUCCACCUGGCCGUGUCCUGGGAGGGUCACCUGCUGGUCCACACCUGCCUCGAGGGCAAAGCUACACUUAAGGAUAAAAAUGCUCUUCAUCUUUACUCUGUGAAUGGAAAGCACCUCUGCAGUGAGCCUCUGAAGGAGCAGGUGACUGAUAUGUGUGUGUCAGGGGAGUAUGUUGUCCUCGGCAGUGAGCAGGGAUACCUCUCCAUCCGUGACCUCUACAGUCUAUCUCUGUGUGCGGAGCCCAUUGCCAUGCGGGUGCCGGUGCGUUGCGUCUCGGUCACCAAGGAGCAGAGCCAAGUCCUGGUGGGUCUGCAGGACGGCAAGCUGAUAAUUGUGGCCGUGGGAAAGCCAGCGGAGAUGCGUUCGGGCCAGAUCACACGGAAGCUGUGGGGCUCCAGCAGGAGACUGACCCAGAUCUCUUCAGGGGAGACUCUCUACAAUACCCAGCACGACCACAACUGACCCAUCCCAGUCCCCAAUGUCCCUAAACCCUCCCCUCCACGCACAUCCCACAUUCCUCACCCGGUUUGUCUCCAUACUUGUCACCAAACACGUUGCCUCAUUCUAUCCUUAGGAACCCCCUCUGUUCCUCCAGCACCUUUCCACAGUUUAAACAGGCAGUGGGAAGAUGCUUUGAGGUGCUUGAGCAUCAAUUAUCACAAAGUGUGCACAUACAUGUGUCUGUGCAUGUAGUCCUGCGUUGGAUUGACCGUACGGCGCUGGCGUUGUCGUUCAAAUCCAGCAGCAGCACCAGCCUGAGCAUCACCUCGCCACUACCCGUGACUUCUCUCUUCAUCCCUCAGCUUCUCAUUGAUUUAUUUACAUCACACUACACAAUAUCGUUUCUGUUUCCUGUUGACAGAGGCACUGUAAAUUCUCUAAAAUCUGACAGGAUCUGUCAGCUAACUGCAAGAGAGUGUGUGUGUGUGUGAGAGUGUGUGUCCGCAGUGUGUUACCAUGCUCUAGAUAAAGAUAUAGUUUCAAGUGGCCUUGUUGCAUCCCCUUAGUUUGCCAUUGAUGCAGACAGUGCUCCUUAGGCCGAGACUUUUCAUUGCCUCAAAGCUGGCACACAGCAGCCUUAUGCAGUACGACAGCUCCAUCACUCAUAAGACCAAACUCUCUGCCUUUCCCAUGGGCUUUUAUACGUGUGUGUAUCUGUGAUUUUCAUAUCUUCAGGGUUUUUUUUGUGGAUUUCUUUGUUAUCUUGACAAAUUUAUGCAUGUGCAACUUGGCAUCUGUUCGUACACAUGGUGGUCUCGGACCAUUUUGAGGAUAAGUAGGAGACACGGUGAUGGAGAUGGUCUUUUUUUUUAUGUUUGGACAUCGGUGACUUGUUUUGUUUAAGAAACAAACCCGCAAGAGACGGCAUCUGUCUUUCGUGUUAGCACGUCUCUUAAGAUAUAGUUUUGUAAGAUAAGACAAAAGUGAAACACUACAUUCUAAAGUUUCCAUGUGAAGAUUUAUCACAGCAGUUCUCGUGUCACACAUAUCCCUCCGUGCUUCAUAGAAUGUUUUUUAAAUUACUUGAAUCCGUGUUUAUUUAUAAGUAAAAGUAGCAGUCUUUUUUUUUUUUUAAUCUCACUUUCGUCUCCUGAAUAUAAAGACACCGGCACAUUUUAAAAACACUUCUGACUGUUCAGACACCUGGAAAAGAAGGAGAAAGAAGAAAUCCUCAAGGGCUCUAUGAGAUGUCAGUGUUAACAGCAAUAUAGCUCCUUCGCCGGGUGCCUGUCGAUGAUUUCUUCCAGUUUUUUCCCUAAACAUGUCACUCAACCAGCCCUCUGCUGUAUCUCCGUCCUCCUGUAGAUGAACUGGGAGAGAAAUGCACCCUUACUCUCUCUCCUUUCCUUCCAACUGCUCUAACUUGUUCCGACUAUUAUCAUUUAUUUUUUUCACAUCUCAUUCUCCUUCCUGCUCAUUGUGGGGUUUUUUUUUUAUAUCCGGGGCACCAAGAAGGUUUUUCUCGCCUUGUUCAGGUGGGACGUGUUGUUCUUGCGUCUUUACUCUUGUCACGUCUGAAUCAAACACAAACCACAGUAUGACGUGUCUAUGGUUAAGAAUGUGUUGAUUCCUAUUUUUGCACCAUAAUUGUGUGUGUGUGUGUGUGUGGGUGUGAGAGAGAGAGAGAUAGAGAGUGUAUGUGUGUGUGUGUGUGUGAGGCCAUGCUACUGAGGCAUGUUUAUUUUUUUAUAUCCAAAUUCUUGAUUUCAUCAUACAUGUUGAUAUGGUGUCUCUGAUUGUGUGAGCGUCAGCAGCCCCCUGGUUGCUUUUGGCUCACUUGUGGGUUUGGCCUUGGACACAGGGUUGCUCUAAUGGUUCUCUCGUCUUCUCUCUCUUUCUUUUUUUUUUAUGUGAUUUUGUAUUUAGUCCUUAUUUAAAAGUCACAGCAAAGCGUCGUGCAGAGACCAAUCUGUGUCCUUCUUUACGAGAUUUCUGUCUUUCAUUCGUCCACGUUUGUCAUUCAGACAAAAGACCACUGUUUGAGUUGUUCCACGACUGCAACAAACGGAGUGCCUUUAUCCCAGUGUGAUGUUAGAUUAGAGUUUUUUCUUUUUCAUUACCGAAGCCCGAAGCUUAUUGUCCCUGUAAAUCAAAAAUCAAAGCAGCAUUCCACAAGUUAAACCUCCACCGUUUUUCAUGGGGAACCAAGAAAAUAGGACUUAGAAGCAAAAUCAAAAAAGUACUAUUUUGUGUCUUAGCAACUCUUCUCUGUGACUGUCACCAAAUGGAUGUGUGUAUAUCUGUGAUUAUUUAUGGAUACGGUAUAUAUAUUGUACAGCAUGAUUUUUAUUUCAUCCUAUUUGAAAUGUACUUUUGCACUUUCCAGGUACUAAAUUGUAACAAAUUGUUUUAACUUGGCUCCCUAAUCUGUACAAACUGCUUUGUAUACACAAGUGGAAAUGAUUAUUAAAAAUUAAAGUCUUGUCUAAAUUUAA
Messenger RNA from Hippoglossus stenolepis (Pacific halibut), 11316 nucleotides. It is a transcript of the gene nbeal1, whose product is annotated as neurobeachin-like 1. Gene Ontology annotation, biological process: intracellular protein localization. Gene Ontology annotation, cellular component: membrane; cytosol. The record is from RefSeq and is a predicted model, not a curated record. Bases 560 to 8842 code for a protein of 2760 amino acids. The transcript has 55 exons. NCBI's taxonomy places the organism in Eukaryota, Metazoa, Chordata, Actinopteri, Pleuronectiformes, Pleuronectidae. Gene Ontology annotation, molecular function: protein kinase binding.